GCUGUGGAGAAUACAGAGGCUCCUGGCAUGUGCACUUCUGCAAACAGACAGGGCUAUGAAGAACUGGAAAGGCAGCUGAAAGAAGUCUUCAAGGAAAGGAGCAACAUACUUCACCAGCUGCUAAAGACUUCUAAAGAACUUCAGGGAAUUAAAGUAAACCUUCAGUCUUUGAAAAAUGACGAAGCAUCAACCAAAAGUGACGUACAGAAACUCCUAGAACUGGGAAUAAAGCAAAGGGAAGAAAUGAAAUCUCUCCAGGAAGCCUUUCAAAAGCAGCUUAAAGAGGCAACAGAGAAAGCAGAGAAGCAGCAGGCUACCAUUAACUUUUUGAAGACUGAAAUGGAAAGGAAGAGCAAAAUGAUCCGAGACCUCCAAAACGAGAACAAAAGCCUCAAAACCAAGCUCUUGUCAGGAAACAAGCUUUGUGGCAUUCAUGCAGAGGAGUCAAAAAAGAUCCAAGCCCAGCUGAAAGAGCUUCGUUAUGGGAAAAAGGAUUUGAUUUUUAAGGCACAGCAGCUAACAGAUCUGGAGCAAAAGCUAGCAGUUGCAAAAGAUGAAUUGGAAAAAGCAGCCCUUGACAAAGAGUCCCAGCUGAAAGCUCUGAAGGACACUGUGCAGCUCUGCCUGUCUUCUGUUCUGCACAAUCAGCCCCUUCCUAUAAAUCUAAUCCCUUCACAGCCAACUGAGAAGCAGAAUUCCCCAGUUACAAAGGGCUCCAGAGCUCCAUUUCAAGUGACAAACACCAAGGUUCAUCGAAAUGUCUCAGCAGAGAAAGAGAAUUUUCCUGUGGCCUUGAAAAAGAAAGAAAAUCAGAGCACCCAGGAGUGUGAUUCUCAAAAUGUUGCCAAGACGUGUUUGGGGAAUCGCAGUAACUCGACAUCUCAUUUGAAGGCAGCAGAAACAGAGACAAGCCUUCAGAAGCUGCGCAGCCUUCCACGGACUAAAUCCGAAGACAAAAAAUCACCUGAAAGAAAUGAGAAAAAAUCUGAAGAGUCUGUUAGUACAAAAGAAAAAAAACUCUGAACACUACUAACCUACAUUAAAAAUGCCAUUCACUUGCUCCCACCUUCCUGUUCUUUUUAGUGCAAAGUCAUGAAAUGUUCCAGGUUUCUAAAGCAUGCAUUUUUCACUAUUUUAUGAAUGUUUGUCAACUAGUCUAGAAUAGACCAAUUAGUACCUUCCAGCCAUAAUCCCAAACGGAUGUUUGAAGAAAUGCUUGAUAAUACAGUCCAGUUUUUGAACUCUUGUUCUACAGGAUCAGUAACUGCAUAGUUUCUUUGUAAACAGCAGCCAAUCUCAAGUAUUUUCUCAGUCUGUUCUAUUUCAUGUACCUUUAUGGCAGAUUAGGUUUUUAAAUUAAGAUUAAGGGGCAGCUGGGAGGGGGGGGGGAGAAAUAUCUGUGUAGCCAUAGUUGAAGUACAACCCAUAAGUGCAACUGUAAAAAGGGAACUCUGGAUGGGGGUCCAUGUAUUACCUUUCAGUAAUGCCAUUUCAAAUCUACUAAUUUAAACAAUAAAAGAUGUUUA
Molecule: messenger RNA, 1526 nt
Organism: Manacus vitellinus (golden-collared manakin)
Lineage: Eukaryota; Metazoa; Chordata; Aves; Passeriformes; Pipridae
Gene: LUZP2
Product: leucine zipper protein 2
Exons: 12
Coding region: 28-1023 (331 amino acids)
Source: RefSeq, a predicted model, not a curated record